Molecule: messenger RNA, 682 nt
Organism: Oppiella nova
Lineage: Eukaryota; Metazoa; Arthropoda; Arachnida; Sarcoptiformes; Oppiidae
Source: the annotation of a GenBank genome assembly
CUUUAGUUUAAAGUAAUCACAACAAGAAUUAAUUAGUGAAAUGGAUGUGAAAGUCAAGGAAAGACUUUGUCAAGUGUGUGGCGAAAGUAAACAAAUAGGUAGAAAUUUUUGUGCCUUUACCUGCGAGUCGUGUAAAGCAUUUUUCCGGAGAACUGCGCUCAAGACUAUACAAUUACACUGCGCUUCAAACGGCAAAUGCGAGAUCAAUGUACAGACGAGACGAUUGUGUCCGAAGUGUAGACUUAAAAAGUGUUUCGACAUCGGGAUGAGAAUUGAUUUCAUACGAAGUGAAACGGAUAACAAAAUUCGCAGACAAUUGAUGAUUGAAAAGAAAAUGAAAAAACUAUUGCAAGACAUGAGCGCAUAUUCUGGCGAUUCUUCGGACAACGAUUCAAACGCUAAUUCCGGACAAGAAUUUCCAGAAUCCGAUGGCAACAGCAGUGCCAUCGAUGACAUGGAUGACUGGAUUGAACACACCUGCGAUGACUCGCAAGGAUCGAGUCGACAGGUUAUGGACAUAAAAUACUGUCUGUCGGGAAAGUCGGAUAUAUUAACUGAAAUCCGACAAAAGGCACAGAAACUAGCGGUCAUUCCGAUGUGCAAAACGCUGACCGACUAUAACGGCAUAAAUCAGUUGGAAAGCCGUCGUAUCGACGAGCUAUUGGUGGCGACCAACGUAUUC